UCUUCAUUGCUCAGUUUAAUUACUUUUCUCUGAUCACUCGAAGCUUCUUCUGCUGCUUCAGGGAAAAUGAGGGAGAUCCUUCAUGUUCAGGGUGGACAAUGUGGUAACCAGAUUGGUUCCAAGUUCUGGGAGGUUGUUUGCGACGAGCAUGGAAUAGAUCCAACUGGGAAGUAUGUAGGAACUUCAGAUCUACAGUUGGAGCGUGUCAAUGUUUACUACAAUGAAGCUUCUUGUGGGAGAUUUGUUCCUCGUGCAGUGCUCAUGGAUUUGGAGCCUGGUACUAUGGACAGCGUUCGCACCGGUCCCUAUGGCCAGAUCUUCCGCCCCGAUAAUUUCGUCUUCGGACAAUCAGGCGCGGGAAACAACUGGGCUAAGGGCCAUUACACUGAAGGUGCUGAGCUCAUAGAUUCAGUUCUUGAUGUCGUAAGGAAGGAAGCCGAGAAUUGCGACUGUCUUCAAGGUUUUCAAGUUUGCCAUUCUUUGGGGGGAGGAACUGGUUCUGGAAUGGGUACUCUGCUCAUUUCCAAGAUCAGAGAGGAGUACCCUGACAGGAUGAUGCUUACAUUCUCCGUUUUCCCAUCACCAAAGGUUUCGGAUACAGUGGUUGAACCAUACAAUGCCACCCUUUCUGUUCAUCAGCUUGUUGAGAACGCAGAUGAAUGCAUGGUGUUGGAUAAUGAGGCCCUUUACGAUAUCUGCUUCAGAACUCUUAAGCUCACCACUCCUAGCUUUGGUGAUCUGAACCAUCUGAUAUCUGCAACUAUGAGUGGAGUUACCUGCUGCCUCAGGUUCCCUGGCCAGCUUAACUCCGAUCUUAGAAAGCUGGCUGUAAACUUGAUUCCCUUCCCUCGGCUACACUUCUUCAUGGUCGGAUUUGCGCCUUUGACAUCUCGUGGCUCGCAGCAGUACCGUGCGUUGACGGUCCCGGAAUUGACUCAACAAAUGUGGGAUGCGAAGAACAUGAUGUGUGCUGCUGACCCUAGACAUGGGCGGUACCUGACUGCCUCGGCCAUGUUCAGGGGCAAAAUGAGCACCAAGGAAGUGGAUGAGCAAAUGAUCAAUGUCCAGAACAAGAACUCUUCCUACUUUGUAGAGUGGAUUCCAAACAAUGUGAAGUCAAGUGUGUGUGACAUUCCCCCCAAAGGGCUUUCCAUGGCGUCCACAUUCGUCGGGAACUCGACGUCGAUCCAGGAAAUGUUCCGGAGAGUGAGUGAGCAAUUCACUGCCAUGUUUAGGAGAAAGGCUUUCUUGCAUUGGUACACAGGUGAGGGAAUGGACGAAAUGGAGUUUACCGAAGCCGAGAGCAACAUGAACGAUCUCGUCUCCGAGUACCAGCAAUACCAGGACGCCACCGCCGAUGACGAAGGCGAAUACGCCGAAGAGGACGAACCAGAGGACCACAUGUAAACUCACUCAUAUUAAAAGACUGCAAUAAUGAGGCCAUGAUCAGUAGGAAGUUGGAGUGUUCAUACAAGUUUGCAUUUAUGCAUUGGUUUCCACUGUCUGCUUGUGUCUAGUGUAUUUUUUUCUUUUUUUUAAUUUUUUUUUCAAUCUUUGCUGUCAUGGGUUGAUAUUAUUGGUUUUGUAUAAUAUUGAAGUUUUUGUAUUUUUUUUUUCUAAUUUCUAGCAGAUUCUUUACUA
Messenger RNA from Momordica charantia (bitter melon), 1641 nucleotides. Its product is annotated as tubulin beta-4 chain. NCBI's taxonomy places the organism in Eukaryota, Viridiplantae, Streptophyta, Magnoliopsida, Cucurbitales, Cucurbitaceae. The record is from RefSeq and is a predicted model, not a curated record. Gene Ontology annotation, biological process: microtubule-based process. Gene Ontology annotation, cellular component: microtubule. Gene Ontology annotation, molecular function: GTP binding; structural constituent of cytoskeleton; GTPase activity.